GGCACAUGUAUCCUGUCAUAUGGGCUCCCGGCUAGCCGUGGAGUCUGAAGCACCCUGGGAAGGCGGAGGAAGGUGGGAAUGGGGACCCCUGGGGGGAAGCGAGUGCUGGGCCGUGUGUGCACAUCUUCGGCUCACAGCAGGCUUCAUCCACGGCCGGGUCGUGGUAUGGCUCUGCACCCAGGCGUCCAGCGGUGUGCACGGCGCUCACAGAUGCUCAGGAGCAGAUGGAGUGUGGACGUGGGACGUGGUGGUUGCUGCUUAGACCGCGAGAAGAAAGGGCAGGGGGGUUGGGGAGUGGUGAGGGGCAGGGUCUCCUUUCCUAUGGGGUCUGGGCAGGUCCCUCUGCCCAGUGACUGCUGAGAACAGCUGCGUGGGGCAGCAGGUGGCUCCUGAGGUCCGUGGGCUGGUGGGGCACAGGCUGGGACACGGGGCUGCAGGGGCGUGGGAGGCCCAUCACGGCUGUGUUUGGGCCUGAGUCUGUGUCCCUGUGGUGCGUCUGCACUGCAGUCGGAGUUGUGGCUCCUGCAGGGGGCCAUGAGGGGCCCGGCCCACAGAGCCCAGCGUCACCCUAGAGCAGACCGUCCUGUGGGGCCUUGCCUGGCCAUGCUGUGAAGGAGGUCGUAAAUGAGGCCGGUGCCUGUUCCCGAGGGCUGUCCCAGCUGACCUGGGCUACCUGAGCAGGUCAGUCCCGUGUCUGCGCCCGCGUGUCCUCCUUGUCACUGAGGAGGGGCUGAGUCGCACCUCCUAGGCACGUGGGGGCUGAGCACAGGAGCAAGGCGCUCUGUGGAUUGAGUGUCCGUCCUGUCCUCGGUGCUCUGGCCACCGCUGUUGGUGAUGAUGCUGGGGUGGUGCCCUCCUCCGAGGGGGAGAGGUCACUACUUCACCGAGAGGAGCCAUGGGUUAGAGACAGGUGCUCACAGGUGAGGGCUGGGAGCCUGGGGCUGCCACCCCCUGGACCCAGGCUGGAGGGGCAGGCUCUGCCCCAUGGCGGCAAAGCACUCCAUCCAGGGUGUCCUUGCUGGGUUGCAGGCGUCUACUGUUGGCUACUCAGGAUGAACAAAAAUCUCUGGGGUGUGCCCUUGGAGGAGGAGAGCACUGGGACACCCCCAGACCUGGUCCCUUCCUCACUGCAUACAGGCAGAGGCUGGAGUCCUGCCUGACAUCUUAGGGGGCCCACGGCUUAGGCAGGCCAACCUGGAUUCCGCCAUGGGGCUUGCGCGGGGCUGGAGAGCGCUGAGGCAGGGCCCUGACCACGGCCAGCAGCUGAGCCCUAGUUCUCUGGUCCUCAGUGGCUGCUGGAUCUCAGAGCCCUAGGGUUGAGGCCAUCCUCCAUUUACAGGUGGGGAGACCGAGGCUUGCAGCCAGGAGGUGACGUUUGAGCAGAGACCCGACUUCGAGCGGGGGCAAGCCAGGAUUACAUCUGCCCCAGAUGCGAGUCUGGCUUUAUCGAGGAGCUUCCGGAAGAAACCAGGAGUACAGAAAAUGGGUCUGCCCCCUCCACGGCCCCCCCAGACCAGAGCAGGCCGUCAUUUGAGAACGUGGACCAGCACCUGUUCACGCUGCCGCAGGGCUACGGCCAGUUUGCUUUCGGCAUCUUUGACGACAGCUUCGAGAUCCCCACGUUCCCCCCCGGGGUGCAGGCCGAUGAGGGCAGGGACCCUGAGAGCCGGCGGGAGAGAGAGCAGCACUCCCGGCACCGGUAUGGCGCCCGGCAGCCCCGCGCCCGCCUCACUGCACGGCGGGCUACCGGCCGGCACGAAGGCGUCCCCACGCUGGAAGGGAUCAUCCAGCAGCUGGUUAACGGCAUCAUCACCCCGGCCAGCAUCCCCAGCCUGGGCCUGGGCCCUUGGGGCGUCCUGCACUCAAACCCGAUGGACUACGCCUGGGGGGCCAACGGCCUGGAUGCCAUCAUCACGCAGCUCCUCAAUCAGUUUGAAAACACAGGCCCCCCGCCUGCAGACAAAGAGAAGAUCCAGGCCCUCCCCACCGUCCCCGUCACUGAGGAACAUGCUCCGGGCUGGAGUGCCCCGUGUGCAAGGACGACUACGGGUUGGGGGAGCGGGUGCGGCAGCUGCCCUGCAGUCAUCUCUUCCACGACGGCUGCAUCGUGCCCUGGCUGCAGCAGCACGACAGCUGCCCUGUGUGCCGGAAAAGUCUCACGGGACAGAACACGGCCACCAACCCCCCAGGCCUGACCGGCGUGAGCUUCUCGUCGUCCUCGUCCUCCUCGUCCUCCAGCUCGCCGAGCAACGAAAACCCAGCCGGCAACUGCUGAGCCCCCGCCUCCCUCCGGCGGCCCCCACAGUGAGCACAGGACCCCACCCACACCGGGCCCUGUGGGGCGGUGGGCGGGGGGCACCACGGAGCCGGAGCCUGGAGUUGCCCCAUCUGCCUUGGCUCCCACACCGCCCCCCCCCCCGCCGUGGGCAGAGACUCGGAGGACCGCCGCCUCCAGGCUGGCAUCUGGCACAGGGGCCUGGGCACACGGCACCCCUGGGGGCGUCCCCAGCUCCCCUACCCAUCUGUCUCUAACCUCACCCUCCACACAGCAGCGGCGGAAAGGUUUUUAUAAUUUUAAAUUAUUACCGCUUUGAAAUAAACGGACGUUUGAGCUCACA
Molecule: messenger RNA, 2618 nt
Organism: Enhydra lutris kenyoni (northern sea otter)
Lineage: Eukaryota; Metazoa; Chordata; Mammalia; Carnivora; Mustelidae
Product: ring finger protein 126
Exons: 9
Coding region: 1483-2532 (349 amino acids)
Biological process (GO): protein ubiquitination
Cellular component (GO): cytoplasm
Molecular function (GO): ubiquitin protein ligase activity
Source: RefSeq, a predicted model, not a curated record